This is a messenger RNA of Camellia sinensis, 420 nucleotides long. The record is from RefSeq and is a predicted model, not a curated record. NCBI's taxonomy places the organism in Eukaryota, Viridiplantae, Streptophyta, Magnoliopsida, Ericales, Theaceae.
AUCACCAUUCAAUCAUUCUGUGCGCCACAAUGUUAAUAUUCCAAUAUGGAAUGGGAAAUGCUUUCCUUUAUCAGAUCUUUGAAAAGCAUGGUUCGGUCUUCAAAUACAGUUGCUCUUAUAACCUUUCCACCAUCCCUUGUUUCACCAUCCAUUGCAAAGAGAUGGCAGCAUUUGGCUGACACCUUACUAUCCGUCAGAGCAAUUCCAGAUGAGGACAAGGAGUUCGCAAACCUUCUCACUGGUUAUCAGGACAUGGUUGGCCUUCUCAAUGUGCACAAAGUGGCCCGUCUUAACACCCAGUUGGUUGAUUCAAACUUAUCCACAGGUUCCAGUUAUUCUGGAGGCAACAACAAUCUCAAUGAAGCUGAAAAAGCGGAGGCCAUUGGUUUUAGAAUGUCUAAAUCAAGCCCCCAUAGAUAA